UAAGUUAUGUGUGCAUCUGUUAUUAUGUCAAUGUUAUUUGCGUUAUUUGGGUGUUGAAUCUACUAUAAAUAACAGGCGAUCCGCCUCGUAAUAUCAGUUACUCAAGCAGUUUUGAAAACUUAAUACACUUUAUCCAACAAUGAAGUUCCUCAUCGUCUUUGUCGCCAUCUGCGCUGUUGCCCUGGCAAUUCCCACCAAUAAUGUGGAAACCCUGAAGUACGAUUCCGAUGUUCAACCCGAUGGCUACAAAUUCUCUGUGGAAACUUCUGAUGGUACAAAACGUGACGAAGUAGGUGUCCUGAACAACCCGAACACCGAUCACGAGUCUCUGGCUGUGUCCGGAAAUGUGAAGUACAUCGGCGAUGAUGGAGUGACCUACGAUCUUUCCUAUACUGCCGAUGAGAACGGUUUCCAUCCUUCCGGUGCUCAUUUGCCUCAGGCUUCGUAAAAAUCAAUUUA
Messenger RNA from Drosophila albomicans, 459 nucleotides. RefSeq names its product larval cuticle protein 65Ag1-like. Gene Ontology annotation, molecular function: structural constituent of chitin-based larval cuticle. The coding region runs from base 140 to 448 and encodes 102 amino acids. The transcript has a single exon. Gene Ontology annotation, cellular component: chitin-based extracellular matrix. The record is from RefSeq and is a predicted model, not a curated record. Lineage: Eukaryota; Metazoa; Arthropoda; Insecta; Diptera; Drosophilidae.